Messenger RNA from Camarhynchus parvulus, 4096 nucleotides. It is a transcript of the gene CAPN10, whose product is annotated as calpain 10. Gene Ontology annotation, molecular function: calcium-dependent cysteine-type endopeptidase activity. Gene Ontology annotation, cellular component: cytoplasm. The record is from RefSeq and is a predicted model, not a curated record. NCBI's taxonomy places the organism in Eukaryota, Metazoa, Chordata, Aves, Passeriformes, Thraupidae. The transcript is spliced from 13 exons. Gene Ontology annotation, biological process: proteolysis. The coding region runs from base 314 to 2332 and encodes 672 amino acids.
UUCCUCUGCCCUAGGAGCCCGUACCUCAGGUGCCCAUGGGCCGCGCCCCAAAGGAGCGCCCUCCCACCUCCCCCGGCCAGGGAAACUCCCUCAGCCGGGGAGGCGGGGGCCCACGCAUGGUGCGCGCGCAAGUGCCAACUGCUGAUUGGUCAGCGGCGCCGUCCGUCAUGCGCGGGCUGGGCGGUGCCGCGCGUGCCGGCGUUGCCGGGUAACGGCCGCCCCGGGCAAUGGCGGCGGGACCGCCCCGCGGUUGGUGCCUGGCGAUAUAAAGUCGUAGGAAUAGCCGGCAAAGCUGCUUAGGGCUGUGUUGAAAAUGCUGGGAGAGAAAAAGCAGUUAACGGUGGCAAGAGACCUUUACACAGACCCCACUUUUCCGGCCAGUGAUACCUCCAUAUUUUUUAAUUAUUGUACCCCGCUGGCCCAAUUCAGAGGCGAGAUCUCUUGGUUGAGACCUAAGGACAUUUGUUCCUCUCCUCGGUUAUUUUCAAACAAUCUGCAGGAUGUGCAAGUAAAACAAGGAAUUUUGGGAGACUGUUGGUUCCUGUGUGCCUGUGUAGCUUUGCAGAAGAGCAAAUACUUACUGAACAAGGUGAUCCCUCCAGGCCAGCCCAGCUGGACAGAUGAGUCCUACCAAGGCUGCUUCACGUGCCGGGUGUGGCAGUUUGGCCACUGGGUGGAAGUGACCAUUGAUGAUCGCCUGCCUUGCCUUGGGGGCAAACUCUGCUUUUCCCAGUGUCAGACAGAGGAUUUGUUUUGGCUUCCACUACUGGAAAAAGCUUAUGCAAAAGUGCAUGGAUCUUACGAGCAGUUGUGGGCAGGACAGGUGGCAGAUGCUUUGGUUGAUCUGACUGGAGGAAUUGCUGAAAGAUGGACCCUGAAAGGCCCUGGAAAAAAUGUGGAGAAAGAGAAGACUGGCAUGGUUUUGGAGAAAGCAGUGUUUAGAAGAUUAAUGAAUCUGAAGGAACAGUGUGUAAUAAGCUGUUCAGUCCUCAACUCCAGACAAGGCGCAAGUGAACUAGGAGAAUUUCAUGCCUUUAUUGUGAUAGACACAUUGAAUCUCUCUGAAGUGUCAGGCAAGGAAAUCUUCCUGCUACGAAUACGAAAUCCUUGGGGGAGGCGGUGCUGGAAAGGGCCUUGGUGUGAGGGUGGUCAAGGUUGGAACCAGCUAGAUCCAGUAGUUGCUUCAGAACUCCUCUCACAGAUCCAAGAAGGAGAAUUCUGGGUUGAUGAAGAGGAAUUUUUCAGGGAAUUUGAUGAGAUUACUGUGGGCUUUCCAGUCAAUGAGGAAGGACUACUUCAGAGCCUCUAUACAGAGAAAGUGCUGUAUCACUCUCAGAAUCUCUUUGGAUCCUGGGUGAGAGGCCAGUCUGCAGGUGGCUGCCGUAACAACAGCAGCUUCCCUACCAACCCCAAGUUCUGGCUGAGGGUGUGUGAGUCCAGUGAGGUGUGCAUUGCUCUGCUGCAAAAACACAGGAAAUACAGCACUGACUGGGCUGGAAGGAUUCAGAAUCCAGCUCGCUUAGCAGAGGAGAAUCCAUCUUUGACUGAAGGCAUACAGGGAAAGAAUUACCAGGCUGUGGGAUUGCAUGUCUGGAAGGUGGAGAAGAAACGAUUUAACCUUCCAAAGACCCUCUCUGCUCCUCCAGUUGUAGGUACUGUCUGCCAUUCCUACGACAGAGAAGUCCAUGUGUGCUGUGACCUUUCACCUGGCUUUUAUCUUGUUGUUCCCAGCACUUUUCUGAAAGAUGCAGUAGGGAAUUUCUUACUUCGUGUAUUUUCAACAGGAAGGAUCUCUCUCAGUGAACUAAAGCCACCACCCAUGGAUGCUGCCCUCUGUGAAGAACUCCCAGCUGGUGAAUGGGAGACAGUGCAGCUGCAUGGAUGCUGGAAGAAUGGGCUAAAUGCUGGAGGUAGCAGGAACUUCCCCUCCUUCCAUACCAAUCCCUGCUUUCCCCUCUCCGUUCCUGCAGGACCAGGGAAAAGCAGUGUGAAAGUCACCCUCCGUCAGCACUGCCUGGAUAGCAAGUGUUGUCCAAUAGGUUUCCAUAUUUUCCAGGUGCCUAAUAGCAGCUGGAAACCACAAACUGCUUCUUUUGUACACUUGGAGCCACUGGUGAGCUGUGUUCCUCACUGCUAUUCCCAGGAAGUCAGCCGACUCUGCAGGCUUCCUGCAGGAAGUUAUGUCAUUAUACCUUCUACAUACUUGCCCAAUACAGAAGGAAAUUUUACAGUGGUCAUAGCAACCAAAAUAGACAGGAAGCGCAUUCACAGUCAGGAGACACUUGGACAAGUAUUACAAGAGGUUUCCUUUACAACUGUGAUGAAAAGGUAGUGUGGAAUUCUGACACUGUCAUUUCAAGAAACGUUGGGAAGCCAAGGAAUGCCUCAUCUCUUGCUCAUCUCAAUUUUAAAUGGAGUAACAAGAAGAUGCUCUUAGCCCAGCUGUUUUUCACUGGUGCCAACUGUCAGGCCUGUAACAACUUCUUUGUGAAAAAAUACCUCUUAAUCAUGAACACUCUGAAUAUUUGGUCUUCCCACAUUUUUAGAAGGAGCAUUGUACAGCAAAUUAUCAUGUACCUCAGUUCUUCAAAAAUACAGGUGAAGAACAUGUGCAUGUUUUAACCCAAGCUACGGUUUUGGAAGAAAACCAUGAAACCUACUUGUAAGGCCAGGUUGGAUGGAGCCCUGAUCACCCUGGUCUCAUGGAAUGUGUCCCUGCCCAUGGCAGGGGGAUUGGAACAAGAUGAUCUUUACGGUCCCUUCCAGCUAUAAACAUUCUAUGAUUGUGAAAUAUUUUAUUGGGGGGGAAAAAAAUCACCCUGACAGAAUGACUUCAUGUGACCAAAGGGGUGGUGAACAUAGAGGAAAAACUGGAGUAUUUUUUUCAGGUAGGAUAUACCUCAAGAACCAUCAAAAUACACUGGAGUAGAAAAAGUCCAAGCUUGUAUCUGACACUGCCAGUCCUGCUGCUGAGCACUUUACCUUGGGCCCUCUAUGGAACCAGGCAGAUGGUGGGUUCAAAAGAAAAAUUUUUUUGGUGAGUUUUUCUUUAAUGAAUGCUAGAAAUAAAAAAGACAAGACUUGAAAACUUUUGAAUUAUCCUAUCAGACUGCUUUUGUAAAUCUGUAAGAAUGUGUUUUAUGGAAGAGCUGCCCUUGCUGCAAGAAAUGUGCAGUUUAAGAGUUUUUUCUUAAUUUAUGUUUGAAAGUGUUUCUUAUUCAAGCAGGAUUUUUAAAUGUUAUAUUUUCCUCAAUAAAAAUAAAGUAACAUUAAAAGUUUUAAAAUGGCUUUUAUUUAAAAAGUUAAAUACUUCAGUUAUGUCAAGUAUGCAUUGGUUCUGUGGUAGCAAACAUUACCAUGUGUUAGAACCCUGGGAUUUCACUUAGUGGAAGGGAGUAAUGGGAAAUACUUGAAAGGAGAAUCAAGUCCUCCAUUAGUCCCAGAAAUAUGUAGUAUUCUGCUUUUGCUUUUAACUUCAUCCUGCCAUAAUUUCUACUAGCUCCUGUUGAACUUUGAAAAUUGAAAGGAUUUAGGAUGCUUUCGGCUGAAUUUUAAAUGGUCAAACCCUUCCACAUCUGUUGGUGUGGAAAAAAGAGCAAAAGAAAACACUGAGCAAUAAAUCUCUACUGUACCUACUAAAACAACUGUUGACAUCCUUGUUUAUUUUCUUAAUUUCUUGAAAAGCUGUUCCUUUCUCUUCAAAUAGGAAAUUAUUGGAUCAUACAACAGUGUUUCUAAACAGAAGGAAAAGUUUUUGUGAAAGUGCAUGGACCCGAGUUGUGAUGAAAUAGAAAUUGGAUACUGAGGAAGUAAAAAAAGAUGUAAGGAUUUCUAAAUGGGCUGUGGUUAUGAGAGGCCCCAUACUAUAAUCAUUUUUGUGUGUGUGAAGUUUAUGCUACACUUUAGAAUGCUUUGUGGGAGCGUGAAAGACAAAGAAAUCAACACUAAAUGUGUGUAUAUUCUAUUACCUCCUGCAAGAAGAUCUAAGAAAAGACCUGUGAACUCAGAAGAGUACCAGCUUACUGAAGAAAAUUUUAUUCAAGCAUCCUUACUGAGCAGUUGUCCCAUUUUAGGAGUGUGAUACCUGACAGAGCAC